UGGCCAGAUUUCAGUACAUGAUAAUCACACCAACAGAGCAAAACAACUCUAUAAAGGAUUCAGCUUCACAUCCCAACAAGCACAUGUAUGACCUGCUGCCAUCAUGUACGGCCUGCGUGCUUUUCUGCUCUUCUAUGUUCUGACAUGUGUUGGACAAACCGUGCAUGGGGGUAAAAUUAUCCAUGGCAAAAAAGCCCCAACAGACUCACUGCAGUACAUGGUCUCUGUGCAAACCAAUGACGGCCAUGUCUGUGGAGGAUUUCUCAUCACUCCGGACUUUGUGAUGACUGCUGCACACUGUGGUGAAAUUGAACUUACACACGUCAUUCUGGGAACCCACAAUAUCAAGAGGAACAAUUAUGUUAAACGAGAGAUUGAAAUGACUUACAAGCAUCCUAAUUAUGACCCGGAAAACAUUAAGUGUGACAUCAUGCUCCUUAAGUUAGCCGUUCAAGUCGACGUAAAUGAGAGAAUCCACACAAUUGCAAUCCCACCCCCUAACGCAAAUUUAAAAGUAGAUCAAACAUGCUCAGUGGCUGGAUGGGGGAAGAUUGACAGCUGGAGUUCAAGCGUCAGUGUGCUGAGAGUGGUGAACGUGUCGGUCAUUGAGCCGGAAUUCUGUAAGAGGGAAUGGGAGGACCUUCCUCCCAAUGUGAUCUGUGCAGGUGGAAGUGGAACAUACAAAGGAUUCUGUCAGGGUGACUCUGGUGGUCCUCUGGUGUGCAACGACAUAGCUGUUGGCAUUGUUUCUUUCAACGGCGACCUCGCCUGCGUCUACCCACACUUGCCCAAUGUCUACACGGACAUCUCAACAUAUGUUCCCUGGAUCAACGAGAUUCUGAAAGAGAAUUACUAAAUAUAAACUUGCUACAUACCAUGUUCAUUGCAUCUCAGACGCAAAAUUUAGCCUCUUACUUCGUUUGCUUCAUUAACAGUUGCUCUUAAACAACAGUGCAGAAUAAAAGUAUGUUUCAAA
This is a messenger RNA of Melanotaenia boesemani (Boeseman's rainbowfish), 976 nucleotides long. Its product is annotated as duodenase-1-like. The transcript is spliced from 5 exons. Lineage: Eukaryota; Metazoa; Chordata; Actinopteri; Atheriniformes; Melanotaeniidae. The coding region runs from base 104 to 856 and encodes 250 amino acids. The record is from RefSeq and is a predicted model, not a curated record. Gene Ontology annotation, molecular function: serine-type endopeptidase activity. Gene Ontology annotation, biological process: proteolysis.